Messenger RNA from Diabrotica balteata, 2749 nucleotides. NCBI's taxonomy places the organism in Eukaryota, Metazoa, Arthropoda, Insecta, Coleoptera, Chrysomelidae. The record is from the annotation of a GenBank genome assembly.
AAACAAGAGAAGCAGCGGUACAGAUGUUAGCCGCUUUGGAUCCUGAUUAGCGGUCAUCAAAUCGGUCUUGAUAAUGAACAUGAAUGUUUUGUAUUUUUAAUUGAGAAGUGUGAUUUAGAAGUGAUGGAAAACCUGGUGUUUAUUGUGUGGUGUGCAGUCUCUAUUAUCUGUGGUUUAAGCCUUUCGUCUGCUUAUGAAGAUUAUGAAAGAACCCCUGGUACUUGCAAAAGUGUCGCAGACUGCCCACAAGCAUUAGACUUGUUACGAAAAGCCAAUAAACACAAUUUUGAAAGAUGUCGUUGGAACAAAUCGGAUGAAAUCAUAUGUUGUCCCGAAAGUGUGGAAAAGAAACAAACAAAGAUUUAUCCCUAUCCGGACGGUGGUACGGAAGUACCUACCAAAAGACCCAACACAGACAAUAAAGGACCAUCUCCCAAAAGAAAAUAUCAGCAAGCUUGCGAUGAAAUUAAAACAGAACCUAGACCAAAUAUUACUUUUCACAUCGUCAUACUCGGUGAAGACGCUUUGGACAAGGAGUUUCCACAUAUGGUAGCCCUUGGCUACGAGGACAGUAUGCUUCCACCGGGAGAACUCAGCUGGAAUUGCGGAGCAACUCUAAUCUCUCCCAAUUUCUUGCUGACAGCGGCCCACUGUGUAUCUAAAGAGAAACCUUUAAGAGCUCGUUUGGGAGUGACAAAAAUCAACGAUACCCAUCAUCAAGAUAUCGAUGUUAAGAGAAUUAGAAUACACGAGUCUUACGAUCCGUUAGGGAAACAGGGUGAUCUUGCCAUUAUCGAGUUAAGAAGAAAUGCCACUUUUUCCGAUAGAGUGAAGCCAGCGUGUCUAUAUUGGAAACAUGACGAUCCUCUAGAAUUAAUUGUAACAGGAUGGGGGAAAACGUCUGUCUUUAACGAAGAUGAUAGAAGUAUAAUUUUACAAAAAGCCAAAUUGGUUCCUGUAUCUAUUAAAUCAUGUAACAAUACAUACUCUACUAGAUCUUUGGGUAUUCGAACAAUUCAAAAUACUCAAAUUUGUGCUUUUGGAAAUGCUUCCGACGCCUGUUGGGGUGACUCAGGAGGUCCUUUGCAAAUCAAAGAGAAGACAGGAGCAUUCUCAAUUGUUGGAAUCGUAUCCUAUGGAGCAGGCUGUGGUGUUGGCAGUAAAUGCGAUACCUCAGGAGUCCCUGGUGUUUGCAAAACAGUCAGAGACUGCCCACAAGCAGUAAACUCGAUACGAAAACAUCAUAAAUAUAAUUUUAAGAGAUGUUUUUUUGACAAUAUGGUUGAAAUCAUAUGUUGUCCCGACAGUGUGGAAAAGCGGCCUACAGAGAUAGAUCAACAAAGAAAAUAUCAGCAAGCUUGCGAUAAAAUUAAAAAAGAUGGAGUAAAUAUUAAGUAUAUCACAUUUGGUGAAGACGCUAUGGACAAGGAGUUCCCACAUAUGGUAGCCCUUGGCUACGAAGACAGCAUGCUUCCAUCAGGAGAACUCAGCUGGAAUUGCGGAGCAACUCUAAUCUCUUCCAAUUUCUUGCUGACAGCGGCCCACUGUGUAUCUAAAGAGAAACCUUUAAAAGCCCGUUUGGGAGUAACGAAAAUCACCGAUAGCCAUCAUCAAGAUAUCGAUAUUAAGAGAAUUAGAAUACACGAAUCCUACGAUCAGUUAGGGAAACACGGUGAUCUUGCCCUUGUCGAGUUAACAAGAAAUGCCACUUUUUCCGAUAGCGUGAAGCCAGCGUGUCUAUACUGGAAACAUGACGAUCCUCUAGAACUGCUUGUAACUGGGUGGGGAAAAAAGUCUGUCUUUAACGAAGAUGAUAGAAGUAUCAUUUUACAAAAAGCCAAAUUGAGCCCUGUAUCUGUUUCAUCAUGUAAUAAUACAUACUCUGGUAUAUUUUUGGGUAUUCGAACAAUUGGAAACACACAAAUUUGUGCUUUUGGAAAUUCUUCCGACGCCUGUUGGGGUGACUCAGGAGGUCCUCUGCAAAUCAGAGAAGAUGCAGCAUUCUCAAUUGUUGGAAUUGUAUCCUAUGGAGCAGGCUGUGGUGUAUAUACUCGAGUCUCUCAAUUUGUAGAUUGGAUCGAAAAAUAUGUGUGGCCAUGAUGAAUAAAGUAGUUGAUAGUUCUGGAUAUUAUUUUACUUAUAAAUGUAAUAAAAACUAUAAAUCCUUAAUUUUUUUUUUGACAAAUAGCUGUUUGGUUUCUUGUUGCUACACGAUACCUAUCAGUGGUUUUGCAGCAUUGAUUUGACUAAAUGUUCCUAAAGAUAUUCUAAGAAUGAAAGUACGAACAACAUGUAUAUAAUUUACUGUAAAAGUUUAUUUUCACAUUUCAAUUUCCACAUCAGAAAUCAUUCUCAAUCACCUACAACUUAUGUUUUUAAAAAAUAAAUAAUAAAUUUAUACAGGUAGAGUAUACAAUUAUUGUAUACUACUAGUAUUCAUGAUUGUGAAAUAUAUGUUUCUGACAAUAAUUUAAACAAUCUGUUAAUUAUGACUCAAUGUCAAUGACUGUUAAAUAUUCCCACAAUUAGAGAACCAUCUAUAUAGUCUGCAUGCUUAGCUUGUGAAUAUUUUGAUAGAUUCAUUGUUAUACAACACAAUACCUACUUCUCAGUAUUAAUAGGUCAAAUAAACUUAUUGGUGUAGACUUCUUUUAUUGAAAAAAGAAGAACAGUCAUGAAUAGUGGUAGUAAAUAUUCAUUAAAAACUUUCCAUUUGUAAAUACUAAUCUAUAUACCAUUACAAAAUUUC